AAUAUUCUGUGAUAUUAGAUAAGAAAUAAUUUAUGGUACCGCACGACUACCGCGACCGAGCACACCAACCGGCUUCGUACCUAAUGCCCGUGGCCGCCGUUUUUGGGCCCUGAUUGUGUUUUGUUGUUUAUUUUACUUUUUUCAGUCAUAUUCACAAUUCACAUAUUCCAGCCAUGCUCUGCGGUUUCACGUGGUCUGUCCAGCUGUCGAUCAAUAAUUAAUUUUUGCGAUACGCCAUUGUUCACAUCGCGUGAUCACCAGCCAUGAAACUGUUGACGCACAAUUUGCUAUCGUCCAAGAGUCUGAAAGGAGUCAAAGUAGGAUAUCCGCUUCGCAUUGUCGCGAAAGACGUCAAGAUAUCCGAAUCUGAAUUCAAUAAGGAGUUUGUGAAGAAGAUCAUACCAAAACUUGAUUGGAAAGUUUUUAUUAACGCCGCUGUGCAAAUCGGCCAUAGCAAUGAUCUGUCUGAUGAGUUAAUUGAUGACUAUGAAGAUGAUGAAGAAUAUCUCAAAAAGGUACAUCAUGUACUCAUGGAAGUAGAAAUUAUAAAUGGUGAACUUAUAUGUCCAGAAACAGAAAGAGUAUUCCCAAUAUCAGCUGGUAUACCUAACUUACUUUUAAAUGAGAAUGAAGUAUCAUAAACGCUACAUCUUAAUUACUCCAUGUAUGUUAAAACCGUACAUAUAAUUUUUUUUUUCAAGUUUUAAUAAAAAAUGUAUUCAACCUGAUUUACAAUUGUGUACCUUUGAUUAAAAUAAAACCACUUAGUAAC
Messenger RNA from Myzus persicae (green peach aphid), 772 nucleotides. RefSeq names its product multifunctional methyltransferase subunit TRM112-like protein. NCBI's taxonomy places the organism in Eukaryota, Metazoa, Arthropoda, Insecta, Hemiptera, Aphididae. Gene Ontology annotation, molecular function: protein heterodimerization activity. Bases 264 to 641 code for a protein of 125 amino acids. Gene Ontology annotation, biological process: rRNA (guanine-N7)-methylation; peptidyl-glutamine methylation; tRNA methylation. The transcript has 4 exons. The record is from RefSeq and is a predicted model, not a curated record.